AUGACCUCUCCAUUCCAAUCAACCAAACUUGACCUUAGAGGCAGGACACAAGUCGCAAAAUUAUCAAGUACCAUGAGACUGUACUGAUGGGGUUUAAAGCUAAAACCCUAAUAAAGUCCCCAAACCACAAAACCCCCAGAAGGCUGCACUUCGAAAAUGGCGACCUACAUGGCUGCACUAUCCAGAAGGCUGUCUCACUCUCUCCUAUCAAACCCUAAAUCCGCUCUUCAGAGUCAUCAGUUUCCCACUCCCUUCUGCACCAGCACAACCCACCUCACAUCGGACAAAGAAGGCUCCGACUUGGAAGAUCCCCCAUCCUUAUCGUCCGACUCCGAAUCGCUCUCCCCCGAGCCUACUUCGACCAAGGAUGCGAUUAAGAACCACGGUUUCAAGGAGCCGCAGCUGGAGAAUGGCCUCGACAUGGGCAUUUAUAAGGCGAUAGUGGUGGGGCGAGUGGGGCAGAAGCCAAUUCAGAAGAGACUGAAAAGUGGGUUAACAUUGACGAUGUUCUCAGUCGGGACUGGAGGGAUGCGCAACAAUCGACGGCCAUUGGAGAACGAGAGCCCGCAGGAGUUUGCGGAGCGCAGUUCCAUCCAGUGGCAUCGGGUUUGUGUUUAUCCCGAGAGGCUGGGUGAUGUUGUGAUGAAGCAUGCGGUUCCCGGUUCAAUUCUAUAUCUGGAAGGAAAUCUGGAGUCCAAAAUCUUCACUGAUCCAAUAACUGGUAUCGUCCGCCGAAUAAGAGAAGUUUCUAUUCGCCGGAAUUGUCGUAUUGUCUUUUUGAGUAAAGGUGGCGAUUCCCAGGAACCAGUAGAACCACAAAUAAACGGUGUUCGCUAUUAAUAAUUGCCUCUUUUCUUCAUGGUGUUGUGUUUUUUUUUUGGCAGCUUCUAAGUAUUUUCAUCAAAAACCAAACUUUACUUCUUAAAGUCCAUUGCUGAUAUUGUAUAAAACGGUUGAGAUGGAGGAGCAAUCCUGUGCGUCAAUGCUUCCCAUGUCAUGAUUUAGGAAGUACGGAAGUAAUGCUGGUUUAUAUGCCUUUGUAAUGUUGAUGAAUUUAAGCCUUCCCAAUACAGGGUCUUUUGGCUUCUGACAUCAAGGUAGAGAUGAAAGUGAAAUGAAAAAAUUUGUAACCAAAAUUAUUCCACAAGAUACCAAAACUUUUUCAUGUUUGGAACU
Molecule: messenger RNA, 1176 nt
Organism: Humulus lupulus (European hop)
Lineage: Eukaryota; Viridiplantae; Streptophyta; Magnoliopsida; Rosales; Cannabaceae
Product: single-stranded DNA-binding protein, mitochondrial
Exons: 4
Coding region: 157-840 (227 amino acids)
Biological process (GO): positive regulation of helicase activity; mitochondrial DNA replication
Cellular component (GO): mitochondrial nucleoid
Molecular function (GO): single-stranded DNA binding
Source: RefSeq, a predicted model, not a curated record